This is a messenger RNA of Branchiostoma belcheri (Belcher's lancelet), 642 nucleotides long. RefSeq lists its product as uncharacterized. The record is from RefSeq and is a predicted model, not a curated record. Lineage: Eukaryota; Metazoa; Chordata; Leptocardii; Amphioxiformes; Branchiostomatidae. The transcript has 5 exons. The coding region runs from base 23 to 565 and encodes 180 amino acids.
CUGGACCGGGGCGUUUGCUACCAUGUCGUUCUACCAGUCGACGCGCGCGAUCCUGAUGGACAACGGUGAAGAGGAGGACAGGCAGCACCAGCGGGAGGUGCGACUGAUAACUGUCGUGCUCACCAUCCUGUCCUGUAUCAGUAUGGCCAUAGGUCUUGUGGUUCUCGCCCUGGGCCUGGUGAUCCUGUCCGCCGAAGCGGGAGUCCUCUCCUACCUGAGCGGCUGCAACAUGACUCUCGGUGUCGCGAUGUUCUUGGCAGGUCUGUUUGAGAUCGUCUGCGCGUGCACGCGGAGAGCGACCGGUUGCAUGAUCUUCCUGUACGACAUGUUUGCUGUAGUGUCCAUCAUCGCCGCCAUCGUGGAUAUCGACACCAUGCGGCGGUGGCUGCAGUACCAGGAGGGACCGCAGCAUGCCGUGCCUGUGGCCGUAGAGUACACCUGUCUCAUGUUGGCUGCGAUAGGGUUUUGCCUGACGGCGGGGAGCUGUGUGCUGGUGUGCCGCGUCUCUCAGGAGCAGGAGCGGCUACUGUUCGAGGACACCUACGGCCUGGGGACGGACAAGUGAAGCACCUGCCACACAUCAUGAGCCGAAAUAUGGCCUCCCGAACACUGGCCGAACUUUCCUCAACCAUGGUUAGGAAA